AUGCUUUUCCUCGACCUCGCAGAAUUCGCUAAUAAACAGGUUACAACCGAAUCGCGCGUGAGGUGGAUGCAGAAAGGCCCACCGAUCACGGAUUUCAGCCAAGUGCCACAAGGCUGGCCUGCGGAAGAUCAUGACAUCCAUGAAGAUGAUGUGGUGGCAAAUAUUCAGCGAUGCAAAGACCGCAUCAAGGAAGGUGUUAUGCCUCACUGGUGGGAGCGACGACUGAAAAAAUACGAAGAAUGCAAGACCCAGCUGGACACGAUGAUGGCAGCAGCGCCGGCCGGUCUCAGCAUGGCUGUUUGUUUUCGCAUAAAGCACCUCGGGGAAAUCAAAUGUAGUAUCCAGAAGGCCGGCGACAAGCUCAAGCUAACCGCUACCAUUGGAGCAAUUGUAAAAGCCUAUCAAUCCGGGAAGCUGACUUGGCAUGAGGGAAUGGUCACUUAUUGGUCGCGAGGGAAGAAGAUCUGCAACGGCCCGAAAGAAUUUGCUUGGGAAGAUUUCGAUCGCUAUAACCGGCAGUAUAAGGGCUAUGAAGAGUUCUGGGUUGAAGGUCUCUAUGGCCCGGGAUCUGUGCCGGUCCUUCCUAUUUAUGCCCUCGGAAUGCACAAUUCUUGCAUGAGCGUGAUGGUCAUCUACCAAGACGAUCUCGAGAGACUGGAGGAUAAAGCACGGGAAAUGGCAAGGAUUGUUGGCGCCGUACGCCUAUAUGGUGCAUUCGGGGGAUCCUGGGCAGUCAUUUACAAGAUGGAGGUUAACAUGAAGAACCACAACGGUGAGUGCAUGCUUGACUGGACACCAAUCCAGGUGGCCGUGGUCGACUGGGAUCGCAGGGUUGGCGAGGCGCGUCUGAGUGGCCCCUGGAUGAGGCAUCGGUUUUUCGUCGGCAGUUCGCCCGACAACCAGGGGAUCCUGUGCGUUGCCAAGAACAAAACGCUCUUCAAGCAGAUGAUCGAGCCAAUUCCACAGUCAGAGAUUAUUGGAGUCCCGGCAAACAUGAAACUGUUUAAUGCUCCAGGGCGUGUCUUCGGGCAUUAUCGAGGACAUGCCUUGCCUGGGCUCAGCCCAGAACCGGAUGAUUAUGAUUUGGCGGUUCAAUAUUGGAACUAUACCAAUCUCCUCGGAGAAACAUCGGGCUCCACUAGCAAGAGAACGGGUGGAGAUGGGCCAUAG
This is a messenger RNA of Penicillium chermesinum, 1170 nucleotides long. RefSeq lists its product as uncharacterized. The transcript is spliced from 5 exons. The record is from RefSeq and is a predicted model, not a curated record. NCBI's taxonomy places the organism in Eukaryota, Fungi, Ascomycota, Eurotiomycetes, Eurotiales, Aspergillaceae. Bases 1 to 1170 code for a protein of 389 amino acids.